AUGGCACCCUCAGCAAUCUCGCCCGAAGAGACUCCUCAAGUCCCCAGCGGUGACUCGACCGUUUUGGCUCUGCGUAAGACGCUGACCUCCGAGAACGAAGCGCUGGCCGCUCGCUUCCGUGCCCUCUUCUCCCUCAAGUACCUUGCUUGCCAGGAGCCCCGUACCGAGAACACCAUUCCCGCCAUCGAUGCAAUUGCUGCUGGAUUCUCUUCCCCCUCCGCUCUCCUCAAGCACGAGCUCGCCUACUGCCUGGGUCAGUCUCGUCACGAUGCCGCAGUCCCAUACCUCCAAAAAGUUCUUAGCGACCGCGAAGAAGAUGCCAUGUGCCGACACGAAGCCGCUGAGGCCAUCGGUGCUCUGGGCGACAAGGGCAGCUUGAAGCUCCUUAUUGAGAGAAGAGACGACGAGACCGAGGAGACUGUUGUCAAGGAGACUUGCGACAUUGCUGUUGGUCGCAUCGAGUGGGAGCACUCUGACGCUGGAAAGGCAGAGAAAUUAAAGCAAAGCGAUUUCGCUUCGAUCGAUCCCGCUCCUCCUCUCGCCAUUGCCGCAAAGCAGCCCACAAUCGAAGAGCUUGAGCAGACUCUCCUCAACUCCAAGCUCAACCUGUUCGAGCGUUACCGUGCCAUGUUCGCCUUGCGCGACCUUUGCUCUCCUCCCGAUCUCCCGACUGCCGUCCCUGCCAUCAACGCCCUCGCACGUGGCUUCACCGACUCUUCUGCUCUGUUCCGUCACGAGAUCGCUUUUGUGUUUGGCCAGCUUUCACACCCUGCAUCCAUCCCUGCCUUGACCGGAGCACUCAGCAACCUGAAGGAGAGCAGCAUGGUUCGUCACGAGGCCGCCGAGGCUCUUGGCAGCUUGGGAGACGAGGAGGGCGUCGAGGAGACACUCAAGAAGUUCUUGAACGAUGCCGAUCAGGUCGUCAGAGACAGCAUUAUCGUCGCCCUUGAUAUGGCUGAGUUUGAGAAGAACGGCGAGACCGAGUAUGCAACAAUUCCUGUUGUUGCUUAA
Aureobasidium melanogenum CBS 110374 is the source of this 1011-nucleotide messenger RNA. RefSeq names its product ARM repeat-containing protein. The transcript is spliced from 2 exons. The record is from RefSeq and is a predicted model, not a curated record. Lineage: Eukaryota; Fungi; Ascomycota; Dothideomycetes; Dothideales; Saccotheciaceae. Gene Ontology annotation, molecular function: deoxyhypusine monooxygenase activity. Bases 1 to 1011 code for a protein of 336 amino acids. Gene Ontology annotation, biological process: peptidyl-hypusine biosynthetic process.